Molecule: messenger RNA, 10717 nt
Organism: Phycodurus eques (leafy seadragon)
Lineage: Eukaryota; Metazoa; Chordata; Actinopteri; Syngnathiformes; Syngnathidae
Gene: pcnx2
Product: pecanex 2
Exons: 40
Coding region: 3454-9762 (2102 amino acids)
Cellular component (GO): membrane
Source: RefSeq, a predicted model, not a curated record
GGUUGGUAAACACUUGGAUGACCUUUAUGUGACGUCUGAUAUGAUUUGCAUUUAAAUAAGGCUAGAUUACUAUUAUGACAUUGUAACAAGAGACAAAGUGCACUCUUACUGUUGCUAGACUUGAGGUCUCGGUGGAUGACCACGGCCUCCUCGUGCAGAUAGUUCAUCCCUCGCGCAAUCUGCACGGCCCAGUUGACCAGGAUGUGCGGGGGGAUUCGCCUGCCGGUCAGCGCCCGGUUGAGCGUGCCCCCUCGGGCGUACUCCAUGACCAGGCACAGGUUGGGCUCGUCCAAGCACACCCCCUCCAGCUUGAUGAUGUUGGGGUGCUGCAGCAUGGAGAAAAGCUUGGCCUCCUGCUUGACGCUGGCCGCAGUGGCGGUAAUGUCCUCGUCGGGGUCCUGCCGGGCCGCCUUCACGGCCACCUCCUGGCCCUUCCAUGUGCCGCGGUACACCUUGCCGAAGCCCCCCACGCCGAUGAUCUCCUCCAGCACCAACUCGGUGAAGGGGAUCUGGACGGGCGAGGCCGGGACCCGCUCCCGCACGCUCGCGACGGGCAGACGGUAAAUGGCCGGCUGGUAGGUGACAUAGUUGGAGGGGAAGAUGCCGACGCGGUGGUUGAUCUUGCCCGUCCACCAGCCCUCGUCGCCGGAGAUGGCGGCGUCCUUGGACAGGACUUCCACCACGUCGCCGCGGCACAGGCUGAGCUCGUCCUCGCCGCUCGCCUCGUAGUCGUAUGCGGCCGUCCACAGCGACCGGGUCGGGCACAGCGGGGCCGAGUGAGCCCACGCGUGAGUGUGGCAAUCUGUCCAGGCAUGCUCCCUAAUCCCUCCACCACCGUCGCCUCCGCCCGGCCGCCCUUCACCGUUUGGGAAAGCGGCCUGCGAGACAUCCAUUUCUCGGUGGCCGUAAUGGCACCAUAGGGUGCGGGGCUUAAGCGGCUAAAUUAGAAAAGUAAAGGUGACUUUUAGAGCUCCUCAUGCUGUUGCAUUUAGUGGAUGUAACGGAGUGGAAUUCCCCGCCUGAGCUGCUGACACCGGCCAAAGUCCCUCGGCGAGGAGCGUCCCACAACGGACUGAAACUUUAUCCAACACCACUCCGCUCGACUCCGUCGACAACCGGCUACAAGUGGCUGGCUUAACGCUCGCCAAAAGUUGACAAACUGGGCCCCAGUCUAGUUGUCUGGUGUUUUAAAAUGUAACAGCGUGCAUUCCCAGUGUUAAACAGUUCAACCGUCGACGGGGGAAACGUUAACAGUGUGUCCCACUUGUGCUCGAAGCUGAAGCUAAAGCUAAAGCUAAUACCCUCGACUCCGCUGAGGCUUCGUCACAGGUGCCGCGGGGAGGAGGUGCACCUGCCCCGGGAAUAAGGAUGCGGGCGCACAGCGACGGGUUUCGCUCUCAAAGUCGACGUUUAAUGUCACCCAGCCGCCGUCCGGCCAUAACUCUAAUGGUAGGCGCGUGCGGGGGGGUUGCUCCUCUCUCAGUUGGCGACCUUUCGAAGAAGUUUCCACGGCAUUCCACACACACGCGCGCGGCUAACGAGUUAGCUCGGUCAGGAGGAGCGAUACGGUAGUUGAUCAAAAGUUGCUCCUCUCGGCUUCACAACUACCGGGCAGUCCUCGUCGGUGGGCGGCGGGUGAGCUCUCAAAAUCCCAUCCAACAUCCUCGACGUCAAAGUAACAGUGUAGGAAUGUUUGUAUAAAAAAAAAAAAAAAAAAAAAAAAAAAUGUGAGAGGAGGAGGGGGGUUAUCAAAACAACCCCCCCGGUGGAAGGUGGUCGCUAGUCGGAGUUUGGAGGACUAAAUGCGGCCGAGUCACAGCGGAUGGGAGAGGAACGCACGGGGCGGAGCUAGGCUGGCUGCCGCACUUUGAUUGGCGGAUUUGCUGACAUGUGACCGCCACCACAUGAGCGGGGGGGGGGGGGGGGGGGGGGGGUGAGCCGACAUAGCAAUGUGUGGAGAGCGCAAAAUCAUGCACAUUUUGUAUGGAAAUAGCAAUAUUAUAAUCAUUAGUAUAAGACCACAGUCUUCAAACUUUAGGCCUGAGGACCAAAUCCAGUCCGCUGCAUCAUUUUAAGUGGCUCGCUACAGCAAAUCGUGCUUCUACUAAAUCUCUGGUGUCAAACUCAAGGCCAGAGGGCCAGAUCCAACCCUCCACAUCAUUCUAUGUGGCCUGCAAAAGCAAAACAUGUUUGUCAAUUACAUCAUUCUUGCUGAAAUCUGUAACAAAAUCCAAACUUUUCACAUGUAAUAAAUAACAUUGAGUUAUUGCACGCCUCAUCUUUCUUACCAUACCAUACCAUAAUUGCACAUUGUCUUCACUUUCAAAAAGGGUGAGAUAUUGCAAGCAUUUGUGUUACCAAACCCCCUUUUAAAAUAAACUGAACAAUAGUUGAACAAACUAUUUUUGUUGACUUGGGACUUUAAAAGUUAUCCAUCAUUUUGUUGUGUAAAUGUAAUACUUCACAGUCACAAAGGCUACGCUGAUGGAUAACAUAAAUACAACGGUCGCUGCGACAAAGCUGAGUUUGACACCACUGUUGACUGUAGACUAUUGCUAGACAGACAGUCAAAGAAAUAUUAAUUUAACAAUCUGCUUGUUAUUGUGUAGUAAAUGUGUCCUGCACAAACUCUUAGCUCGCAGGCCAGAUCUGGGCCUCCGCAUCAUUUUAUGUGGCCCUUGAAAGCUUGCCACAGUUUCACCUUUUCACUUCUGUUCUAAGUUAUCCAUCAUAAAAAUGAUCAUAAAAAAAUGCAGCGGCUAUCCUAUUACAUAUUUGUGCACUAGCCACAACACUAGUCUGUAAUCAAACAGAUGUGCGAACCUUUCGGCUGCCGUGCUGCCAGUCUAUAAGACAUUUUGGGUCUUCCGUUCCACUGUUUCGGAAACCGUGCUCAUUAAGACAAAGGCAGACUAGCUCAUUGUGCUGUAUUAUGACGUGAGAUGUGAAUGUCUAGAUGAUGCUACUCUGUACAAAUCAACAGUGAAGGUGGAAAUCACAUAAUAGAAGAGGAGAGUGGGGAGGAGGGACGGAUGGGAAGGGAAGAGAGGCAGGGAACGAGGGGGGAGGAGGCGGUCAAAUCUGCGCAUCUGUCGAGCCAGCGAGGAAGAGGAGCCAGAGAGAGAGAGAGGGAGGGAGAGAGAGAGACAGAGAGAGAGAGAGCGAGAGAGAAAGAGGGGGGAAGGCAAGCUGAGCAGGAUGAGGACAGCGGCGUUGGGGAUGAUUCACCCGUCGACGCCGGGAUGGGAGACGCCAGAACCGCAAUGGCCAGGAGCGACGAGUCGUGAGGGAGGUGUCGCGCCGUAGAGGCAACAUGGAGGCGCGUAGCACCCGCUGAGGGAGAAAAUCUCUUUAUUGUAGCCUAGCAGCAUCAUCAGCACCAUUCGUCCGACCGACCUGAGCGGGGCGGAAGAGGAGGAGGAGGAGGAGGAGGAGGAGGAGAGGGAGGCAGAGAUGGGCUCCCACAUUGCUCAGACCCUGCGUCAGGGCGUUUGGGCGUCCCUGACCGGGGGCUGGUACCAUGACCCAGAGCAGCAGAAAUUCAACAACUCCUGCCACCUCUAUCUGUGGAUCUUCCUUCUCAUGCUGCCGCUGUCUCUGCAUUUAGCCCUGCCUCCGACCACCAUGGCCCUGAGCAUCUACUGCGCUUCCAUCACCAUCUUCUUCGUGCUGGUCAAGACGGCCAACUAUCGGCUACACGUGCUGUUUGAUGAGGGCGAGGCGGUUGUCCGCAGCAGCCUCUCGGACCUCAGCAAGGCCGCCGACAAGAAGAGCAACGCCGCCUCCGACGCCUGCCUGCCCCCCAACAUCAGGAAGAGCAGCACCAUCCCAGACAGCGUUGCCAUGACGAUGCUAGCUUGCAAGCGUCCCAGUCAGGUGAUCCAGGUGACCGUCAAGCAGACGGAAACAGACGUGGGACUGAUCGGGGUGGAGUGUUCCAAAUCAGAUGAGGGGAGGAUGGUAGAAGUUGCAGUGCCCUGCAAUGCUAAAUGCACCACAGAGGAGAGGCCAGGGGAGGCUGGUCCACACCCGAGCCCGCAGCCUUCCACGGAGAACCUCCCUGACAAGGUUGCCCCUUCGCUGCAGGCUCAGCAGAGGCCCCCAUCUGUAAAUGAAAGACAGGAGACUCAGUCUGUGAAAAUAAUCGACGACAACAAGGAGUCACCAGAUGAGAGAAGACGAGAGGAGAAAGACAAUGAGGAGAAUGAGGAGGCAUGUGGAGAAACAUCUCAGGGUCUUCCUCCCUGCAAAAGAAAGGAAGAUGACCGUGUUGAGACGGAGAGUGAGGGCCACAAGGAGCCGUCAGAUGCCAACAAUAACUCACUGGAGACGCCCUUGGAGUACCCUCACAAACUCAUCGACAUGCCAGACGCAGCUACACAGGACGAGCAAGGGGAGGAGACGUACUGCUCCGAUAAAAUAGAAGUGGUCCUCACGGACAGCUCUGGUCCGGCGUCUUCGUCUGCUCCUCCUCCUCACGCGGACAGCGAGGCCGACGCGGUCAAGAUCGUCAUCGCCAUGAGCUGCGACCCUCGCACGGCCGCUCAGCUGGAGGAGAGCGUCAAGCUGAGCCUGCUGGAGAACGCGCAGGCCCAAAAGGAUGCUGGGGAAUGUCACAUCAACAUCCCCGUCAUCACCUUUGACUUGCCUGAGGACGAGAAGCAGGAAUUGGAAGAAGAUGCACAAGAAAAAGAAGAAGCAGACCUAACAAAAGACGAACCCACUCGGAGGCGGCCGGCGAGCCAAAGCGAGGAGUUCUUCUUAUGCAGAGACACUAUCAGCUCAGAGUCGGCCACCUUGGAGUGUCCCCAUCUGGACCCGGCCAGCGCACAGCAGACCAACAACAACAGCUCGUCGGGCGUCGACGUCCACUCCCACUUCAACCCCGAUGACACGGACCCUCUAGUUUCCUGUGCGGACCCUCAAGGUUUCUUGCGUCUGCCGCCCGCUUUGGGGCGCUACGGUCCCGGAGGAAGGACGCACUUGCGUGGGCUGAGCAUGGACAGCGGGAAAGAUGCCGUGCUGCUCUCGGACCGCUCCCAAAACACAGCCACCAUGACCACCUCCAAGUCAGAUCUGGAGGCAAAGGAGGGUCAGAUUCCCAACGAAUCCAACUUCUUGGAGUUCGCCUCGCUGUUGGAGUCGCUCAGCACUCGAGGGAGCACCAAGGAAGAUGAAGGACCAGAGCUCCAGGCAGAAGCGGGAGCCUCCCUGGAGACGGAAAAGCAACACGCAGAGGAUGCCGGCGCAUCGUCCCGAGCGGACGAUCCCAAAGAGAUCAACACACACAGCAAAGCGGAGCGACCCAAAGCGCCCACCAGUCUGGCUCCCGACAAGUCUCUUCUGCCUAUACACAUUCCCAUCGUCUCACCAGACAGUCCGCAGACGGAAAAAGAUCCCGACUACGACUCUCUGCCUUCCCAAACGUCCCAAUCUGAAAGCUCCAUGCUGCAGGUCAUCUGUCGUCCAGAGGCUACGAGCAAGGAGGAAGCGUACACCUUCCACACUGUGCACCGAGAGAGGCCACGUAAGCUAUACGCGGAGCGGGCCCUCAACCUGCCGCUGGGAGCCGAGCUGAUCACAGGCAACGUGUGUGACCUGCUUUCCACUUCUUCCAACUCGGAGUGCCAUGACAGCACGGUGGGCGGUCACGCCGACUGUCCUUUCGAACGGCGCAUCAUUCCUUCGCACCGACUUCGCCCCCGAAGGACGCACCCCGAGAUCUUCCAGGAGGAAGACUCUUUAGAUGAUUCCUCAGAGACCACCACUCAGGAGAAGCCCACCAGGAAGAUAUACUACAAGCUCAAGCUGUUUCCUGGCAAGUGGGUCAACAUUUUAUACGACCGACUCACCUUGCUCGCUCUUCUGGACAGGAACCAAGAUGUUCUGGAGAAUCUGGUGGCUGUUUUCAUGGCCUUCCUGGUUUCCUUCCUUGGCUUUUUGCUGCUCAACGACGGCUGCUUCAAAGACUUCUGGGUUUUUCAGUUCUGUCUGGUUAUCGCCAGCUGCCAGUACUCCUUACUGAAGAGUGUUCAACCAGAUGCAGCUUCACCAACACAUGGUCACAACCAGCUGGUGGCCUACAGCCGCGCGGCAUACUUCUGCAUCUUCUGCUCGCUCAUCUGGACGCUGGAGCAACUCCUGCGCAGGAAGGACCUCCCCGAGUCCACCUUGUACGGCGUCACCAUCGUGUGCCGCGACACGCUGCGCUUUUUGCAGAAUCUGCUAGUGGGUUUCACUCACUGCUUCCCCAUCACGUUUCUGGUGGGCCUUUUCCCGCAAGUCAACACCUUCACCAUCUACCUGCUGGAGCAGAUUGACAUUCAUUUUUUUGGCGGCACAGCGGCUACAAGUCUGAUCUCCGCAGUGUACAGCAUCCUCCGCAGCCUGGCGGCUCUGUCUCUGCUCUACGGCUUCUGCUUCGGGGCCCUCAAGGAGCCGUGGGACGAGCAGCACACGCCGGCCUUGUUCUCCGGUUUCUGCGGCCUGCUGGUGGUUUUCUCCUACCACCUCAGUCGGCAGAGCAGCGACCCCUCUGUCAUGCUCUCGCUGAUUAAGUCCAAAGUGAUGCCCACGUUGGUGGAGGGUGAAGAAGAGGAAGGUCAAGACACAGACAUCGAAGACCCUCUGCCCAAGAAGCUGCAGAAUUCUAUGAAGGAGAUUCUUCUGUCGGACGUGAUCGUGUGCUCGCUCGCCUACAUUCUGACCUUCGCCGUCACCGCCAGCACCGUCUUCCUGUCGCUAAAGCCCUUUGUGACCAUCGUGCUGUACGCGCUGGCCGGGACGGUGGGCUUCGUGACGCACUACUUGAUCCCCCAGCUGAGGAAGCAUCACCCCUGGCUGUGGAUUUCGCACCCGCUGCUCAAGACCAAAGAGUACCACCAGUUUGAGCCCAGAGAGGACGCAGUGCUGAUGUGGUUCGAGCGUCUGUACGUGGGUCUGCUGUGCUUCGAGAAGUACGUGGUGUACCCCGCCAUCCUACUGAGCGCGCUCACUAACGACGGCUUCUCCCUGAGCCACCGCAAGAGGCUGGGGAUCCACUGCGAUGUCCUGCUGACCACCGUCGCCGGGAUGAAGCUCCUGCGCUCGUCCUUCUGCGACCCCAGCUUCCAGUUCCUCACCUUGCUCUUCACGCUGGUUUUCUUUCACUUUGACUGCCCGCGCGCUUCCGAGAGCUUCCUACUCGACUUCUUCGUCGUGUCCAUCCUCUUCCACAAGAUGCGUGAGCUGCUGCUGAAGCUCCACUUCAUCCUAGUCUACAUCGCCCCGUGGCAGAUCGCCUGGGGCAGCGCCUUCCACGCCUUCGCCCAACCCUUCGCCGUACCUCACUCGGCCAUGCUGCUGCUUCAGACGCUGAUCACCACCAUCUUUUACACUCCGCUGGCCCCCUUUCUAGGCAGCGCCAUCUUCUUCUCCUCGUACCCGCGACCCAUUAAGUUCUGGGAGAGAAACUACAACACAAAGCGCAUUGACAACUCUAACAGCUGCCUAGUGUCUCAAGUGGAUAAAGAGACGGGGCGGUUGUGCUCUCAUAACAACCGGCUUCUGCCGCCAGGCUGCGACGACAACAACCUCAACUCCAUCUUCUACGAGUACCUGACGCGCUCGUUGCAGCACUCGCUCUGCGGUGACCUCAUGCUGGGCCGCUGGGGCAACUACAGCGCCGGGGAUUGCUUCAUCCUGGCCUCGGACUACCUCAACGCCCUGGUGCACCUCAUUGAGAUCGGCAACGGCCUCGUCACAUUCCAACUCCGUGGGCUGGAGUUCAGAGGAACCUACUGCCAGCAGCGUGAGGUGGAGGCCAUCACGGAGGGCGUGGAAGAGGACGACGCCUGCUGCUGCUGUGAGCCGGGCCACUUGCCCCACAUGCUGUCGUGCAACGCCGCCUUCAACCUGCGCUGGCUGGCGUGGGAGGUGACGGCCACCAAGUACCUGCUGGAGGGCUACAGCAUCAGCGAGAAUAACGCCGCCACCAUGUUGCAAGUCUACGACCUCCGCAAGCUGCUCAUUACCUAUUACCUGAAGAGCGUUAUUUACUACCUGGUGCACUCCCCCAAGCUGACCACCUGGCUCAAAGACGCCACCAUUCACGAGGCGCUGCAGUCCUACACCAAGUGGCACCACAUCGAGCGAGACCCUCAGGUGUUUAGCGUCAAGAUAGACGAGGACUACGUGCACUGCCUGCAGGGGGUGACGCGAGCCAGCUUCUGCAACGUGUACCUGGAGUGGAUCCAGUACUGCGCUGGCAAGAUGGAGACGCCUGUUGACAGCGACGAAGACUCCCCUCUGGUGACUCUGUCGUACGCCUUGUCGGUCCUGGGAAGACGAUCGCUCGGAACAGCAUCGCACAACAUGUCUAACAGCCUGGAAUCCUUCCUGUAUGGUUUCAACACGCUGUUCAAAGGCGACUUCCGCAUAGCUACUAAGGACGAGUGGGUUUUUGUCGAUCUUGACCUACUGCAGAAGGUGGUGGCUCCCGCCGUCAGAAUGAGCCUGAAGCUGCAUCAGGACCACUUCACGUGUCUGGAGGAGACGGAGGAGGCAUCCAUCUUGUACGAGGCCAUCACGAACUACCGCAGUAGCCUGGUCAUUUGCCACGAAAGCGACCCGGUCUGGCGCAAGGCGGUGCUGUCCAGCUGCGACACGCUGCUCACACUGCGCCACAUGGUAGACGAUGGCACGGACGAGUACAAGAUCAUCAUGCUCUACAAGCGCCACCUCAGCUUUAAAGUCAUCAAGAUCAACAAGGAGUGCGUGCGAGGCCUGUGGGCAGGCCAGCAGCAAGAACUGGUCUUCUUACGGAACCGCAACCCAGAACGCGGCAGCAUCCAGAACUCCAAGCAGGCACUGAGGAACAUGGUCAACUCGUCGUGCGACCAGCCGCUGGGCUACCCCAUGUACGUGUCACCGCUGACAACGUCGUUCGCGGGAACUCACAGGACGCUGCGUACCAUCGGUGGAGGGGCUUCCGGCUUGGACGCCAUUCGUUCCUGGCUGUGCUCCAAAUGGCUCAGGGUGCGCAAAGACAACCUGAACAGCUGCAACAGCGGCGCCAACAUUGACGACGGUGACUGUGGCACCGGCGGGUCGUCGUCCCUCAGCCACAAUCGGCCGUCAUCAGUCACCUCCAACAGUCUGAGUGUUUACCAGCAGAGAGCCCCCCGGACCACGCGCAGCCACCGACAACACAGCUCAGCCAGGAGGGAGUAUCGCAGCAGGUCGGUGCAGCCUCAGACCCAGCGUCCGCCAGUGAGCAGCCAAUCGGGACCCAUCGUAGACUCGGCCUCCAACCACGGCCUGGUCCAGCGUCUGUCCAACAGCCAGCUGUCCUUUAACACUUCGAUAGCCUCCAUCUUCUCCCAGGUCCCUCGUUUCUCGGGAACCGGCGGGAUUAGCUCGCAGCUCCAGGCGGCGCAGAAUCAGCAGCGUUCCAGCCAGGUGUCCUCGUCCUCAUCCACCCUGAGCCUGCUGUUUGGCAAGCGCAGUUUCUCCAGCGGCCUGGUGAUCUCGGGGCUGUCGGCAGCCGAGGGGGGCAACACCACCGACACGCAGUCGUCGUCCAGCGUCAACAUCGCCAUGGGACCCUCGCACCGGUCGGGCAGCAGGGCCACACAGUGGACGUCCGAACCGUACGAAAGCAUCGACGAGACCAUUCCCAACGCUGCCGUCGAGCAAUCACAUGACCAGAGUGCUAGCCAGGGAUUGGACAAAACCCCCUCGGAGGACGCUGCUUCGAUAGCUCCUGAUCAAAAGACUGUGUGAGAACACACACACACGCGCACACACACAAUUUCACCUUUACAGAGAGGACGGUACAAUAUUUUCAUGUCAGUGGCGAGAGCCAUCGUGACGCACACCGACCUGCCUCCACAUUCUCAGCAUGUGCUCUCACCUUGUUCUCUGAAUGUACUGUCAACACCAUCAUGGAUACUGUCGACGAAAAAAAACAACAAAAAAAUCAUGUUUUAACGUAAGCCUUUCUGUGGUCUUUACAGGUAGGGGACUGCAGAUUCUUCAAGUCUCAAAUUUGCCUUUCCUUAAAUGUGCAGAUGACGGUUUUUUUUCUUUUUUCUUGAAGAAAUGUGACUUUUAUUCUUAUGUUACCACCAUUAUCGAAAAAAACCCAACAACUUCUUAAAAUUAAAACUUUUAAAAGGUCCGACAUUACAUUAUGAUAUGAUCUAUCUAUCUAUAUAGUGUAAUUUAUUUGCAGCAUUACGACGAGUUUCCUCUGAAGAAAGUAAGAAAAUAUGACUUUUUUUGCAAAAAGACUCAUAGCAAUGGUUCUCUUAAGUGUGGUACACGGGUUCCCUCUAGUGGUACACGACAGAAUCACUGAAUUGAACUUUCACACAGUGCAGUGUUAUAGUGGCUUAAACUUAUUUUGAAUUCAGUUCAGUACUGUUCAGUUGUAUUUAACAUUUUUCUUCAAUCUUUUAGAAGUGUUUGUUUUGAAACAUUUAGGUAGAAAUGUUGUCUUAUUUUUACUUUAAUGCGCAUUACUUUUUAAUUGAUUAUGUAUUUUUUUUUUUAAUAUUUAAGAGCAAUGUUAAUGUUCAAACUGUGCAUAUUGUUACAGUGACACUACAUUUUUUAAAUAUACUUUUUAGGAAUAAACUCUUUGCCUCAUUUUUUUCUGAAAACUUGGGCCUACUGCACUACUGUAUUUUAAUGUUGUCAUUAUGGUAGUACUUGGAGAGGUAUUUUUUGAGGUGGU